Molecule: messenger RNA, 2772 nt
Organism: Dicentrarchus labrax (European seabass)
Lineage: Eukaryota; Metazoa; Chordata; Actinopteri; Moronidae
Product: ADP-ribosylation factor-like protein 8A
Exons: 7
Coding region: 280-843 (187 amino acids)
Biological process (GO): anterograde axonal transport; protein transport
Cellular component (GO): lysosomal membrane
Molecular function (GO): GTPase activity; GTP binding
Source: RefSeq, a predicted model, not a curated record
GCGUCGCGGUGGCUAAUAUCGCUGACAGCUGGAAGGAAAAAGGCGUCGCUAGCAAACAGCGCAGACAUUAGCGCCACAACGCCUUCCCGACACCCUCUCCGGUCCACAGGAAGCCCUCCGGUGUCCUCCGUGCCCCCCCGGUACCGUCCGCGGCGGUCACACCGACUGUCAACCCCCCCCGAACGGAGAACACACAGACUGUCGGGGCGUUAGCCAGCCAGCUAGCAGAGCCACCUAGCAUUAGCAUUAGCAGUAGCGUUAGCAGCAGACGACAGGAAGAUGAUAGCGCUCAUCAACAAGCUGCUGGACUGGUUCAAGGCGCUGUUCUGGAAGGAGGAGAUGGAGCUGACCCUGGUCGGGCUGCAGUACUCCGGGAAGACCACCUUCGUCAACGUCAUAGCGUCUGGCCAGUUCAGUGAAGACAUGAUUCCCACAGUCGGCUUCAACAUGAGGAAGAUCACUAAAGGCAACGUCACCAUCAAGUUGUGGGACAUCGGUGGUCAGCCUCGGUUCAGGAGCAUGUGGGAGCGUUACUGUCGAGGAGUCAGCGCCAUCGUCUACAUGGUGGACGCAGCAGACCCGGAGAAGAUCGAAGCCUCCAAGAACGAACUCCACAACCUGCUGGACAAACCGCAGCUGCAGGGAAUUCCUGUUUUGGUUCUGGGCAAUAAGAGGGACCUACCAGGAGCUCUGGAUGAGAAGGAGCUCAUAGAGAGGAUGAACCUGUCGGCCAUCCAGGACAGAGAGAUCUGCUGCUACUCCAUCUCCUGCAAGGAGAAAGACAACAUCGACAUCACUCUUCAGUGGUUGAUCCAACACUCCCGGACUAAGAGGAGUUCCUGAGAACAGAAAACAGAACAGGCCACGCCCACCUGUCCUAACACACACUCGCUCUUUGAUCAAAACCCCUCCCCUGAAAACUUUACUCCCUAACCCCCCACCUGUCCUCCAUCCAUCUCUCCCUUCCUUAUAUUAACACCUCCUGACCUCCACCCACCUCCAUUACACCUCGGGAUGCACUCAUACCUCCGUUUUGUUUUUAUUCAAGUACUGACCAAAGUCUCUGUGUCAUCCACAUCCUCCUGACGGACACACUCAACCUCCAUCGUUACGGUUGAAGCUGUGAUUUUAAAAUUAAUACUUUCCUGGAAUAUAUCUCACAUUUUCUGGGAUUUCUCACCUUAAAUGAAAUGCGAUUUUAAACACACAGUUAAUCAGAAAUGUACGUUAAUUCAAAUUUUAUUCAUAUAUAUUCAUUAGUUCUGUGUGUUAACAGAAUAAAGUUUCCUCUCCUAAGUUGAAUGAACAGCAGUGACAACCGUUGCUUCCGUGGUUCAGUUCAGUUCUUUGGAAGCAUCGUGAGGUUUGGAGAAGGCGUCUUUGUUGUAGCACAUAGAAAAUGUCUUCGGUACACCAGCACACACGCUAACGCAGGUAUUUUUUCCGGGAAACGGAAGCAGAUUUUGUCGAGAAUUCCCAGGAAAAACCGGGAUCUCAAUUCCCGCCACUCAACCCUUGUUAGGGGUGUCACACCACAGAAGUCUGAGGAAUUAAUUAAUACUGUAGUUAAAGGAGCAUUUCACUCAAAUUACACAGCAGGACCAUUUCUGAAAGGUUUUCCUCACAGUGAAGUCAGUGACCUCCACUGUGUCUGGGUGGAGGUAAUAAAACCAAAACCAUCUGCAUUAAUAGAAACUAUAAGAGAGAAAAUCUUCUUAUUUUGUAAUUUUGGGUGAAGUGACUUUUUUAAUUUUCAGUAAAUGAACCCAGCAGUCAGUCAGUGUUUGAUCCUGGCGACAGAAAAGUGGUAUCAGUGCAUCUUUACAGAUCCAUACAGCAGCCUCUGUGAUAACCCGUGCUUUUAUUUUGGUGGGGAGCCUCAGCCAAACAUCUCUCUGCAGCCAAAACUGUCGGCCAUAUUGACUUUUAAGGGAGAAAGAAAACAGAUUUUCUUGUCAUUAGCAUUGUUAGCCGGUUAGCUGGAGCCUGUUUUGUGGAUCUCACUUAAGUUUUUCCCAUGAUCCUCCUCUCCUCCCCGACCUCCACCUUCUCCACCACCAAAAAUCUGCCUUCAUCAUUUCUCCUCUGUUGAUUUUCCUUCCUUCCUCCCUCCCUCCAUCUGUUUCUCCCUUUCUACCUCCACAUCUUCCAUCCAUCCAUCCACGCCUCCAUUCGUUCACAUUUAUAUAAUCCUGAGAAGCCCCUCUUCCUCCCUCGUCUGUUGUGAACUGCUUGUCCUCCUCUGUAUUCCCUCUAUCUUUCCUUCCUUUUCUUAUUUUUGGAUGUUCCCUUCUUUCUCUCUUUCCUCGUCGCCAAGCCCCGCCCCUCGUCGUCUCUCUCUCUCUCUCUCUCUCUCUCUCUCUCUCCUGCUGAGCGAGGGAUUAAAAACCUUUUUAUUGCACUGUUCAUUUUGGUUUUGUAAGAUAUUAAUAAUGAGAAUAAUGUUAAUAAUCUUCUUAUUGUGACAUAACCUGGUCUGGCCAGAUUUAAGGAAGUGGUACUUUACUGGCAGAAGGAGAAAUGUUAUUGUUUCUGUUCAUAUCUCUGUAAUAAGCUUUUUAUUUCUUAUUUGUUUUAUAUUGUUAUUAUUUUUUAUUGUUGUUUUUUGACUUCAUAAGUCUACUCUGGAGCCAGAGUUCAGUGUUUUCUGCUCUGAGAUGUCUGCUGAUCGGACCAGGGGUGAUCAAAUGCAACCUUCACAUCACGUCGAUGUAAUUAGUCACGCCUGAUUUGUUGAAACUCCCACAUAUUAAAUGUUUAUUGUAAAAUCGA